CAGCAGAAGCUCACAUCACACAUUUUUAGUUUGUUGAAGUUCUGGACUGCUUCACGCUCUCCUUCUUGGCAUGAAUUUUGAAAUGAAUUGUGAAGACCUGAAGAUCAAAACUAUGAAGGGCCAACCCGAUCAGAAGCUAAAUUCAGGGAAAGCUACAGGUCCUAACUGUCUUUCUUCUCCAUGGUGGUGCCCUGUUACAAUGACUCUAGGAAUCCUUUGCCUGGGAUUACUGGUGGCCAUUAUAAUGCAGAGAAUGCAAUUAUCCCAGGUGUCUGAUCUUCUAAAGCAACAGCAAGCCAACCUUACUCACCAGGAAAAUAUACAGGAGGGACAGGUGUUAGCCCAGCACCAGGCAGAAGAAGCUUCCCAGGAGUCACAAAAGGAACUCCAGGAAAUUAUAAACACCCUUAUUGAGAAGCUGGAUGAGAAAUCCAAGAAGCAAAUGGAACUUCAACACCAGAUCCUGAAUCUCCAAGAAGCUCUGAAGAGGGCAGCAAACUUUUCAGGUCCUUGUCCCCAAGACUGGUUCUGGCAUGAAGAAAACUGUUACUUAUUUUCCUCUAGCCCCUAUAACUGGGAAAAGAGCCAAGAGACCUGCUUAUCUUUGGAUGCCCACUUGCUGAAAAUAAAUAGCACGGACGAUCUGGAAUUCAUCCAGAAAGCCAGUGCCCAUUCCAAUUUCCCAUUCUGGAUGGGGUUGUCUUUCAGAAAACCCAAAAACUCGUGGUUCUGGGAAGAUGGUUCUCCUUGGAGGUCUCAUUUGUUUAGACUCCAGGGUGCUUCCAAGACAUACUCUUCAGGCACCUGUGCAUAUAUACAAAGGGGAAUUGUUUAUGCCGACAACUGUAUUUUAGUUGCAUUCAGUAUCUGUCAGAAGAAGGCGAAUCUACUGACAACACAGUGAAUUUGAAGGCCCCGGGAGAAGGAGAAGGUCUCCAAAUUCUAUUCCAGAAAUUAAGCUAUUGCUCCACACUCAGGUGCAAACCACGAGAGUCCUGAGCACUGGUGCCUGCUAUUAGCUGGCUGCAGAAUUCAUUAGCAGAGAUUUGGGUUCCAGCUGC
This is a messenger RNA of Loxodonta africana (African savanna elephant), 1061 nucleotides long. RefSeq names its product oxidized low density lipoprotein receptor 1 (gene OLR1). NCBI's taxonomy places the organism in Eukaryota, Metazoa, Chordata, Mammalia, Proboscidea, Elephantidae. Bases 71 to 904 code for a protein of 277 amino acids. The transcript is spliced from 6 exons. The record is from RefSeq and is a predicted model, not a curated record. Gene Ontology annotation, biological process: lipoprotein metabolic process; leukocyte cell-cell adhesion. Gene Ontology annotation, cellular component: signaling receptor complex; plasma membrane. Gene Ontology annotation, molecular function: low-density lipoprotein particle receptor activity.